This is a messenger RNA of Closterium sp. Yama58-4, 318 nucleotides long. The record is from the annotation of a GenBank genome assembly. Lineage: Eukaryota; Viridiplantae; Streptophyta; Zygnematophyceae; Desmidiales; Closteriaceae.
AUGGGCGACAUCCAGAUUUCGCGCUUGACUUGGACCUCGCGCGUCCAAUACGCAGCUGCUGUCCAUGGCGGGUGUGGCCGACGACCAGAUCGGGAUGCACUCUUGGUGACCUCCGGGCACACGGGUCUGCCCGGGGAUUAUCACCUCGGUCGUUCGAAGGUCGAGCCACCGCCCAGGGCGCAAGAGGCCAUCAACUGCCACGUCUUCCGGUUUGCCGAAAAGCAGCUGGAACUGGCACAGCUGUACAACUCCACGAAGCAGAGGCACGAGCUUGACAUGGCCUCCAUACAUCUUCUUAAGGCGUUUGCCGGCACCUGA